Paramecium tetraurelia is the source of this 1687-nucleotide messenger RNA. RefSeq lists its product as uncharacterized. Gene Ontology annotation, molecular function: mRNA binding. The transcript has 9 exons. Gene Ontology annotation, biological process: post-transcriptional regulation of gene expression. Gene Ontology annotation, cellular component: cytoplasm. NCBI's taxonomy places the organism in Eukaryota, Ciliophora, Oligohymenophorea, Peniculida, Parameciidae. The record is from RefSeq and is a predicted model, not a curated record.
AAUUUAUUAAAUUAAUCAAUAUUAUCUCCAAAAUGAAUAACACAUUAAGUGAUAAUCUGACUUUUUUGCCUAAGGAUUUUCAAGGAACUGAAAAUGGAGAGGGUCAAUUAAGUGAUUAGCAAAAAGUGAAAUUGGGGAACUUGGGCAUGAUGACACCAAUGAGUAACACUUUGACUUAUGAUUUUGAACAAAUGACUUUGGACACUUCACCAAAGGAGAGUGAAGUCAAUCAUAAUUACUAUGCAAAUAUUGACACCAUAAAUGAAUAGGAAGAACAUAAAUGCAAACUAUAAAAAUAUCAAAGUUUCAAGAUCAAUAAAGAGUAGAUUAGGAAAUCACCCAAGCACAAGACUUGCUAACCAUAACAGACAGUGCCAUAAUUGGAACUAGGAGAAUAAAAUCUAGACACUCAAAUAGAUUAGCAAUCCCCAGUCACUUCUUCGAUGAAUGCCCAGACAUUGAAAUUUAUCAAGGAACUCUGGAAUUCAGAUAAGAGUGAAACUGAAUACUUUAAAGACAUGGUGGAUCCUCAAAUACCAUAUCUAAAUCAGCCUAUCUAUUCUCCAGUGAUGGAUGGUCAGAGUCCCAUAUAUGAACCUGAUAUUGAGAUGGAUUUGUACAUUACAAGUUUGGUGGAUUAAGUAUGGGGCAAUCAGAUAGUCAGUAGGAAAUUGCAGAAAAUGAUAGAGUCAGGAUCACAUCAAUAGAAGGAAUUGAUUGUGUAGAAAUUGGAAAGAGUUACACCUUAAGUGGAAAAGGACAUAUUCGGCAAUUAUGUUGUUUAAAAGAUCUUCGAAUGCACCAAUAGUAAAUUGCAAUAGAGGAUGUUCAAUAAAUUAAAGCCUCACUUUUAUGAUUUAUCCAAAAACACUUUCGGCUGCAGAGUGAUGUAGAAAUUGAUUGAGUAUACCUGCCAACGAAAUGAUCUACAAAUCAUAAUCUUGUAACAAUUACAAUCUAAUAUGCGAUCCUUGAUAUAUGAUUUGAAUGGAAACUAUGUGAUUUUCAAAAUGCUAGAAACCUUUGAUAAAUUAAAGAUGGAAUUCAUGAUCCCCAUAGUCGAAGAAUCAUUCAAUUACAUGGGAUAGCAAAUCUAUGGUUGCAAAAUCAUUCACAAAAUUAUUUAACAAUAUUCUCAACAACAAAUCGCUAAAAUCAUUAGAUUGUCAGUCUAAAAUUACAAUAUCUUGAGUUAGACAGAGUAUGGAAAUUAUGUACUUUAACAUAUUCUCUAAUACUGGAUCCCGAGUCAAGAAAAAGCCUAUCUAGUUCAAUUAGUCUUGCAAUAGUUCUUCUAACUUAGCAUAAAUAAAUAUGCAAGUAACACUGUUGAACGAGCAUUGGAAGCAUUGGGCAAGCAAGAAUUAAUUUCUAUUAUGAAAUGGCUACUUUGCAAAAGUCCUAAUCAAUACACAAGCAAUUUCGUAGUAUUAGCUAAUCAUCAAUAUGCAAAUUAUGUAAUUAAGAAAUUCUUAGUGCUAAGCGAUCACAAUGUAUUAAAAUAUAUUUCCGAUCAUUUGUAGUAGAAUCAGUAUGAAUAAACAGCAAUCAAAUCCACUAUUCAUGGUCAAAGAAUAAGUAGCUUCUUAGAUAAGCAAAUUUAACAUUGGCCUUGAUUGCCAAAUAUAGUCAAUUUCAAUGAAUAAAUAUAAAGAAGAUAUUAUAAUUAUUUUCAAUUUCAGAUUAA